This is a messenger RNA of Pygocentrus nattereri (red-bellied piranha), 3830 nucleotides long. RefSeq names its product oxysterol-binding protein-related protein 7-like. Gene Ontology annotation, cellular component: plasma membrane; intracellular membrane-bounded organelle; cytosol. Gene Ontology annotation, molecular function: cholesterol binding. Bases 138 to 2855 code for a protein of 905 amino acids. The record is from RefSeq and is a predicted model, not a curated record. NCBI's taxonomy places the organism in Eukaryota, Metazoa, Chordata, Actinopteri, Characiformes, Serrasalmidae. The transcript is spliced from 22 exons.
CUCAAACUCAAACUGUCUAUGGAGCUCAGGCACGAGUAGAGCGGCUCUCCGAAACAGUGUGGUCUCUGUUGUGAUGAGACAGAAGUAGCCCGUUCCUGAAGAGCUGUGUGACCAUAGACAUUUGUUGACCGGUGGUGAUGGAGCGGCCGACGCACCUGAGCAGCAGCCAGUCUGUCAUGAGCAGCCUGGACAAAUCUCCCAUUUCAGCCUUCAAACCGGGGCACUCGCGCAAUAACAGCUCCGGCUCGUCGUCCAGACACUCCAGACAGAACUCCAGGGACUGGGAGGUUGUGACGGAUCUGCCGCCUCAUGUCGGUGCUCCUGGUGUGUUCGUGGAGAAGAACAGCAUUCCAGGCGUUUGCGAGGGCUUUCUGAUGAAGAAGAGGAAGUACCCGCUUCAGGGCUGGCACAAGAGAUACUUCAUGUUGGACAAGGGAGUCCUGAGAUACGCCAAGACCCAGCAGGACCUCACCAGGGGGAAGGAGCACGGCUUCAUGGACGUCAGCCUCGCCGUCAUGUCCGUCAACAAGAAGUCCAGCCGUAUCGAUCUGGACGCCGGGCAUAACUUGUAUCACCUCAAGACCAAGAAUCAUGAGAUGUUCUACAUCUGGCUGACCAAGCUGACGGCCCAUCGCAUGUACAAGAAGAACGAGGCGAUGUACAUCCACCAGGGCAUCCUGCAGGCGCUCUCGGCAGGCAACGGCAGCUCGCUGCCCGCCAUGGCCAGCCUCGCCCAGAGGAACAUGGCCAUGAUGGACAUGCUCCCACAGUACCAGAGCACUGCUUCCUUCUGCCAGCCCAGCAUCCUGGACACCUCCUCUGCCUCCUCUUCCCAGGUCAACAGCAAAGUGUCCGCCUGGCUCCAGCAGAGUCAGGAGGCGGACUCGUGUCAGAAAGAGCUGGCCCGCUGUGAGCUGGACCUGGCUGAGCUUUCUCGUCUGAUCCAGCGUCUUCACUGGCUGGAAGGAGAUCUCCCCAUCACUGACUCCGACCUGGAGCACAGGAUCAGCAUGCAUAAUCUGGCUCUGGAGAAGCCGAAGAAGAAGGUGGGGAAGGUCUGGGGACACAACCGCACUAUGUCCCACGGCAUGUUGUCUGCGUCGACGCCAGGUUUAGGUGCGUCUCUGCAGUCCAUCCCGGACUACGUUUACACUCAGCUGUCCACCCCGGGGGUCACUUCACCUGAGGGAAAGAAACUGCAGCAGGAGAUCUCCACCGUCUCCCAGAGAGUCCAUGCGUCUCUGAAGAGCGUCCAUGAGGUGUUGUCUCUGGAGCGGGAGCGGCUCCGGCAGGCCUGGACCGCACCGGACCUCCGCCAGUCCACCACUGACCAGCUGGCCACGCUGUGCACAACGCUGUCAGAGCUGGAGGUGCAGUCCCGUCUGACUAAAGUCCACUCGCUGUCCCUGUCCUCCGAUUCCACUGAGGAGUCCUUCUGCACCGUCCGGCAGGACCAGCCCCAGAGCCCCACUGAGACCCGCAGCAGGCUCUCUCUGGCCGAGUCCAUGGCUGAGUAUUUUGACGCCACUGAGGUGAUCGUGUCUGAGAACUUGUCUGAAAACGAGACUUCUGACGAGUCCGGCCUGAGCGACGUCACCACCAGCAACUCGGAACCCGAGGAGGGACACGCUGCGCUCAGUCGGCAGUACAGGGCGAGCGUGUCCAACGCCCAUGACGUUCCCUCCGCCGCACCGAAGGAAACGGGCCGCCGGACGGUCCUGCCUGGUCGCUGCACUGAUAACAGCCACAUCGGCAUCCUCAGCAUCCUCUACAACAACAUCGGGAAGGACCUGUCCCGCGUGUCCAUGCCCGUCGCCCUCAACGAGCCCCUCAACUUCCUGCAGCGGGUCAGCGAGGAGUUGGAGUACCCAGAGCUGCUGGACAUCGCGAACCACACGGACGACCCCUACCAGAGGAUGGUUUAUGUUGCCGUGUUCUCCAUCUCCGGUUACGCCUGGGCUUCCUGGAGGAACCGCUAUAAGCCCUUUAACCCGGUUCUGGGAGAAACGUACGAGAGCGUCCGAGAGGACCGCGGCUUCCGCUACGUGGCUGAGCAGGUGAGCCACCACCCUCCGGUUUCUGCCUGCCAUGCUGAAUCUGAGAACUUCACAUUUUGGCAAGAUCAGAGAUGGAAGAAUAAGUUCUGGGGGAAGUCGGUGGAGAUCGUCUCCACAGGGAUGGUGAACGUCACUCUGCCCAGGUACGGAGAUCAUUAUGAGUGGAAUAAGGCGGUGACCUGCAUCCACAGCGUGUUCAGUCAGCAGCGGUGGCUGGAACAUUACGGAGACGUCGUGAUCCGAAACCUGAAGAACGACAUCUGCACCUGCAAAAUGACCUUCCUCAAGUCCCGUUAUGGUGGUGGGGAGAGCAGCAAGAAUGAAGUGCAGGGGGUGGUCCUGGACAAGGCUGGCACUGUGGUGCACCGGUUUGGAGGUUCAUGGCACGAAGGCAUCUUCUGCGACACUCUGCCCAAUCCACAGUGCAUCUGGAAGCCCAAUGUUCAGCCUGAAGAUCAUUAUGAGUAUUAUGGAUUCUCUCAAUACGCAAGAGAACAGAAUGAGCUGACGCCUGAACUGAGGCCUCUACUGCCACCUACUGACACACGAUUCCGCCCAGACCAGAGGCUUCUUGAAGAGGGUAAAGUGGCCGAGGCCGAUAAGCGGAAGGACGAGGUGGAGGAGAAGCAGAGGGAGCGGAGGAAGGAACUGGCCAAACGAGGAGAGGAGCACAUCCCUCGCUUCUUCAGGAAAACUCAGGAUGACGCUGGGCGAGAGGUGUGGGUGAGCAAUGGCACAUACUGGAAGAUCAGGGAAAAUCCUGGAUUUGCAAACACCACAAAUCUGGACUUAUGGUGACAACUGAUCAAUCAGGGACUCACCAGCGUUGCGCUAUAUAUACGGUUUUUUUUUUGUUUUCUCCAUUUAAACCUAAAUAUACAUCCUUUCCCUCGAUCGGUUUUAUAUAACCUCGUAAAGGUCUUAGAGUCCAGACAGAACUAGUUUAAUUUUUUAAAAAAGCAAUUAAUCGGGCAUCUUAGACUGGACUGGACCCCGCGGAGGGUGGGUUGGGGGCUGCGUUGGCACAUUAAUGAGCCCGUUUCCGUGGUGACCGUGCCGGUGAGGAGCAGGUGAACGCUAGUUUGGAUUAGAUUCCGGCUCUGAUGCUCCUCGUGUGCCUUUGUCCUCGUUGUCCAGCGGGUUGGAGCUGCAGUCGGUGUGAAGGUGCCUGAAGCUACCUGAUGAUUUAAGUAACUUUCUUUAAACCAAGACUGUUUUAGCUUUUUUUUUUUUUUUUUUUUUAAUUAAAAAGUUUUUUUAAUGUGAUUUGAUGGACUUUAAUCUCUUUAAUCAGCAGAGGGACAGAGACUGAGUGACGGGGAGAAGGGUUUUUUGGGGGUGAGUGUUAUUGGUGUUCACGCUAAGGGCCUAUAACUCAUACGAGUCAUUUCUGUGUAUGUGUGUUCAGUUAAAGUCUAUAGGUGGUGAUGAUGAUGAUGAUGAUGAUGAUGAUGAUGAUGAUGAUGAUUUUUAGCACGUUUGAACACUUGGAGCCCUUUCCCUCCUCAGGAUGACUGUUUGUUUUGUAAAUGUUCCUCGUCUGCUGUCCGUUUCCUCCGGCCACUUUUACUUGGCUUUGUUUAUUUUUUUGUUUUUAUCUGGUAGCUGCUGGUAGUUGGAAUGAUGAAGACGUGCUUGUGUUGAUGUUUCAGCUGUGCGUGCCCAGGAAAAGAGAAACGGUGUGUAAUUUUAGUGAAGAAUGUGAAGGGGGGCCGUCGAGGCUCUCUCUCUUGUAUAAACGCCUUUUGUAAUCAUAUGUAUUUAAAUGAAUAA